AUGCAGCGCCCAGUCACGGAGCUGAGCCAUGCUGCACCAGUGACUCCCGCCGUCACCGCGCCAGGCGGACGUGGCCCCACCGUGGCCGCGACUGGGGGCGUAAACGUCCCUGCUGCUGCGCCUGCACCAGCCCCAGCCAUGAACGCGGCAAUGGCUGCUCGCCUUCGCGCCCGCGAGCUUGAGAUAGUCGAGCUCAACGCCCGUCUCCGCGAGGCACGCCGUACGGCCACCAACAACGUUGCGGAAGGGGAUGCUGACACCCAAGGUCAGCGCAACACGGCGCCAGCCACCACCCGCCAGCGCAACAGGGCGCCAGCAACGACUCGCCAGCGCGAGAGCAACCCGACUGUCGACCAACGUGGCGCGGAGCCGCAGCAUGAGCGCGUGCACACACCAUUCGUGGCCCAGGCCCUCGCUAGGGAGAUUGCGGUCGUGCGUGGCAGGCAUGGCCCUCCUACCGAACAGCUGGUGAUAUCGGCGGACAAUCUCGAAAUCGCGAACAAGGUCAUCCCUGGGCUCUUGAAUGGCCUGAAGGACGCAGUUGGGGAGGGGAUUGUGCUGCUCGUGUACGCCACGCGUGUUGGGCGCAUGUCAUUCUGGCCGUCCCCGCUACUCAUCGAGGCCACGAUGGCUCGUGCUCUUCGGCUCCGCACAAGGGCACAGCGUCAACAGCUUCACCUAGUGUGGACCAACGACGCGUCUCGGUUGGGGUGGUUCAUUCGCAAGAUGCAGGUGUUUCGUAACACUCGCUGGGAGCAGGGAAGGGCGUAUGUCUACGUACUCAACGGGUUGCCCUAUGAACCCCCGGCCUUCUCUCGGGUGGCGGUGCCCGCGGACAUGGCUGCUAACGGGGUCCCACAAGUCUCCCGCCAGGACUUCGUAGGCCGUCAUUGCGCAGGUAGUAACUACUACGUGACGUACGCAGCUGCAAGCAUCUAG
Molecule: messenger RNA, 939 nt
Organism: Closterium sp. Naga37s-1
Lineage: Eukaryota; Viridiplantae; Streptophyta; Zygnematophyceae; Desmidiales; Closteriaceae
Source: the annotation of a GenBank genome assembly